CUUCUCCUAGAAAUCCAUCGAGCGAUUGCGCUGUGGUUUCUAGAUCAUUCCUUUUCCUUUGGGGAUUGUUUUUUUCCGCUGGGAUUGUGGAGUGUUUAAGUUGAGAUGUCCUCGCUGGAUUAGUGUGCGUCGGUCAGUCGCGACAAAUCUUUUUUUCUAAGACAGCAUUAUGACUGGAGCUUGGAACUGUUCCAAGUCUUUUUGGAAAUGUUGUCGUUAGAAGGCGGUGGUGGUCUCUUUGGAGUGUGUUUCUUUUGGCGAGUUUUCGCUUUUUUGCUUCACUGGUAAGGGAUCCAGAGAGCUCCUUUAGAUUUGCUUAAGGUACUCCUGGGGAUAAAAUAUAAUUUUUUGGCGCGGCUAGCUCUCCUCCAUACGCGUUUCCUUUUUUGCAACUUUCAAGGCAAGCUACUCGGGCCGGUGCCGAGAUUCCCAUUUUUCUUUCCUCUCUCUCGUGUAGCAGGCCAACCAACCAGCAUCAUUCCUGCUCCUUCCAUUGGCUAUAGAAUCAAAUGCUUGCCUUCAAACUCCAACUGUUGAACGUUACACUCUCGUCAUUUUGAGUCUGUCCCUCGAUUGCUUCUGGUGAGAUCUCACAGGAAUCAUCCUUCCACCGGCAAUUGAAUCAAUUGGCAUCUAUGCCAACGGCAAUGGAAAGGAGUAGCAGCAGGCGGUCUGAGUCGUUCUGGCCAACAUCGGCAGUGAAGAAGCUCUUCAACUUGGGAGCUGACGCCAACGUGUUCAGUGCAGACGAGGACGAGGACAAUUCAGUGAGGAACAGAAAGGUCUUUCGAAGAUACUCUGAGUCGGGGAUAUCUCACACGCACUUCACCUACAACCAGAACUUUAGUGUUUUUGCCGGAACUUGGAACGUUGCUGGGAAGCCUCCUGCCGACGACAUUGAUUUAAGCGAAUGGCUCCUUGUUAAGGAUGCAGUUGACAUCUAUGUGGUCGGGUUUCAAGAGAUCGUCCCUCUGAAUCCUGGAAAUGUCCUAGGCGCCGAAGACGAAGGACCCGCUACCAAGUGGGAAGCUAUCAUCCGGCGGACACUUAAUGGAGACCGGAGACAAACAAAAAGCGCUCCUUCGUCGCCCUGGAGGGAAGGUGUUGACGAUAACUCCGAAGCCAGUCCUGAUCACACGGAAACAUCACAGCCUGAGAACUUCAACAAGCACAAGAAGGCACACAGCAGUUCAGAGCUGGAAUUUGGAAGCUCGACACAGAGUAAAACAUCCUACGUCCGUAUGAUAAGCAAGCAAAUGGUCGGGAUCUUCAUCACCGUUUGGGUUCGGAAAGACUUGCGGCAGUAUAUCCACAAUGUUAAAGUUUCCUGUGUUGGAUGCGGCCUAAUGGGCUACUACGGCAACAAGGGGUCUGUUGCUGUGAGCAUGAACUUUGAUCAGACAAGCUUUUGCUUUGUGUGCACGCACUUGACAUCUGGCGAGAGAGAAGGCGAUGAACUCCGCAGGCAUUCAGAUGUCAUUGAAAUCUUAAGACGAACUACUUUCUCGAAGUCAGAUGACGGCUCUCCAGCAAGCAUUCUCGCUCACGAUCGAGUUCUAUGGCUGGGCGACUUAAACUACCGGCUGUCAUUGUCAAACGGAGAGACCAAAACUCUUUUGGACAGCGAAAACUGGAGUGCGCUUCUACAAAAAGAUCAGCUCAAGCUUGCCCAAAGCGUGGGUGGAGUUUUUCAUGGAUGGCAGGAAGGAGCAAUCGAGUUUGCUCCGACUUACAAGUACAAAGCAAACUCCACCGAGUAUUCGAACGGCGGAGAGAAACAAAGAACACCAGCCUGGUGCGAUCGAGUACUGUGGAAGGGAAAAGGACUUAGACAAAUCAAUUACUAUCGGACAGAAUACACUUUCUCGGACCACAGGCCAGUGACUGCCAUGUUUGUGGCCGAGGUGGAAUUGCUAAAGAGACGCGGUCCCUUGAGAGCGGCAGACGAUGCUUCCACUCUGGACUUCAAGAAAAUGCACCUGGGAAUUGUUCCACUGUGUGGAAUCGAGGAGAAAAUAAGAGACGCGUUUUUGCUUCCAAACGCAACGAUAUGAUCGAGCUAUGGAGGAAAGAUUUUUUGUUUCGGGAGGAGUGUACAGGGAGGAACUGGAAAGCUCUAGCCAAAGUUUUAUCAUACUUGUAAGAUUGUUGUAAAGGCAAAGGUAUUGGUUGGUAGUA
This is a messenger RNA of Selaginella moellendorffii, 2178 nucleotides long. RefSeq names its product type IV inositol polyphosphate 5-phosphatase 3. The transcript is spliced from 11 exons. Gene Ontology annotation, molecular function: phosphatidylinositol-4,5-bisphosphate 5-phosphatase activity; inositol-polyphosphate 5-phosphatase activity; phosphatidylinositol-3,4,5-trisphosphate 5-phosphatase activity. Bases 636 to 2054 code for a protein of 472 amino acids. Gene Ontology annotation, biological process: phosphatidylinositol dephosphorylation. The record is from RefSeq and is a predicted model, not a curated record. Lineage: Eukaryota; Viridiplantae; Streptophyta; Lycopodiopsida; Selaginellales; Selaginellaceae.